GAUGGGGAGGGCAGGGUGUGGUAUAUAAGUGGAGGCAGGUGGCAGGCUCCAAACCCUGUCCUGAGUGGCCUGCCCUGAGCACAGCCUCCUCUCUUUCUUCUGUGUUGAAACAGCACUCUCUCUUCCGUGUUGAAAACAGCACGAUGGCAGUCCCGGUCCUGCUUCUUCUCCAGGUGGCCUGCGUGUUCUCCAUGGGGGUUGGGCUGUGGGUUGUCUGCAACCAUUUCCUCACUGCGGAAAUCCCUGCCGCUAUCGGCCACCCCAUGAAACUGCGGGUCCUGCACUGUAUUUUCGAGCUGUUGGUGACAUGGGGGAUGAUUUUUGAGAGACUGAGAAUCUGCUCUAUGCCUCAGUUUGUCCGUUUCAUGCACGAUCUAGUACCACUCAAGGAGGAUCCGGAUGUCGUGGUCACAGAUCUCUACUAUGGGACGAUCCCUGUGAAGCUGUACCAGCCCAAGGUGUCCUCCCGCACCCUCAGGCCUGGCAUCGUGUUCUACCACGGCGGCGGGAUAGUCAUGGGGAGCCUGAGAACCCACUAUGCCAUAUGCUGUCGUUUGUCCAAGGAAAGUGACUCAGUGGUUCUAGCAGUUGGAUACCGCAAGUUGCCUCACCAUAAGUUCCCUGUGGCGCUAAGAGACUGCAUUGCAGCUACGACCCACUUCCUAAAGUCCCUGAACACGUACGGGGUGGACCCAGAUCGGGUCGUGCUCUGUGGGGACAGUGUGGGAGGGGGGAUGGCAACGGCAAUCUGUCAAAGAUUUUUGGGCUGUCCAGAUCUCCCCAAGAUCCGUGCUCAGAUCCUGAUCUACGCCAGUCUCCAGGCUGUGCAUUUCCAGUUCCCCUCCUAUCAGCAGAACAAGAAUGUCCCCAUGGCCAGCCAAGACUUUGCCUUCUACUGUUGGAGUGCUUUCCUGGACAUCAGCCCCUCCUGGAAAAGCACUAUCCUGAAAGGCGCCCAUUUGCCUGCUGAAUUCUGGGAAAAAUAUAGAAAGUGGUUGGGUGCAGAAAACAUCCCAGAGAGGUUUAAGAAGGGAACCUACCAACUGACCUCUGUGCCCUUGAAUGAGGCUGCCUAUCUGGAGACAAGACUUGUGCUGGAUUUCAUGAACUCACCCUUGAUUGCAGAAGAUGAAGUCGUGUCCCAGCUCCCCGAAACAUUCAUUGUGAGCUGUGAGUUUGACGUUCUCCGGGAUGACUCGCUGUUGUACAAGAAGCGGCUGGAGGACCUGGGAGUCCCAGUGACUUGGCACCACAUGGAGGAUGGUUUCCAUGGAGUGCUUAGUACCUUAGAUAUGGGCUGUUUGCACUUUCCCUGCUCCACAAGGAUUCUGGACACCAUGGUUCAUUUUCUAAAGGGGUUGUGACCAUUUUUCGUCCCAAGACUAAUGCAUUCCACCACCAUCUGUUUUCCCAGCAGGGCUCUCUGUUGUGAUGGAGGUGAUGUUGAGUGGGGCUAGGGAGGGGGUCAAGGUUGCCAUGUCCUUCUUGCUUCAGGUUCCAGAAAUGUAGAAUGCAUGCUUCUGAUGUCUGGAGGGAGAGCAGUAGGAGAGACAGGUUUGGGGGGAAGGUGGCGCUCUGUUCCUGUUCACCAUUGGGAAAACAUGAGCUGACGAUCUGCAGCAGUCAUCUGAGAGUGAAUGGUCAUGUGAAGGUUGCCUCUGGCUUCCCUGAGGGAGAGUCCAGGCUGGUCUAGGCUAUAGGUAGCAGGAGUGUCCACUUGGCUGGCCUUGGAAUGAAAGAGGGACACAUUCUGUGCAAUCCCAUGGGCUCUCAAAUCUAGCUCAAAGGAUGGGGCUCUGCUGUGCCAGACUGCUGGGUGGAGGUGGAGAACCUGUUGUCCUUCUCCUCUGGGUACACAGUGACAUUUUCCCCUCUGUUCCUCUGCCUCUGAACUCAGAGUUUCAACUCUCUGUACUGGAAGAGUUAGGACAGAGUGGAUAGGUUUUCUGUAGUGGUUGGGACCUCGUGGCAGAUGAAGACAGCCCAGAGCCACCUGAUGGGGGAGCUCUGGAGCUCUUGGAGUCAAAGGGGCCAAAGGGGCUGAAGAUGUGUUAGCAAGAACUGUUUCCGUUUUAAGACACAGAACCAGCUCAAAUUGGCCUAAAUCAGAGAAAGAAUGUAUUGAUAGCUAUGAAUUCUGGGGAUAAAUCAGGUAUCAUUUAAUCCAGGAAUUCAAACAAGCUGGUGAGCUGCCUUCUCUUCUUUCUUCCAUUCUGUGCUCUGCUGCAUGGAUGGCCCCUUCCGCUCUGCAUAUGGUGGCCCUGAGCAGCUCCAUAUUCACACUCUCCAGAGUCCCAUGCCUCAUUCUCAGCCAUCCCAGCAGAAACCACACCGUAGCUCAAUGGCCCUGUGGGCUUGCUGAGUAGUGUGUCUAGUUGCCACAACCUAGAGAGUGGAACACUUUGACCAACCAGGCCUACGUUCCAUGUCAACCUUGGGGUGGAGGACGGGAUCUGUUCUACUGGGGGCUUGGACUGAGCAUGAGGGAGGGAGGGAGUACUUUCCUCUAAUCAGCACUUACUACUCUACUGUAGACAUCAAUGCUUACUCUGUUGGUGGACAUCAAUGCUUAUGCUACUACAGAAGCUAAAUGAACCCUGAAUCAGAGUAUUUGGAAGUGGAAAGAGAUGUCAAGGACUACUAGGUCAGUUGACCACCUGUCCCUGAGGACAUUUCCAUGAAAGAGCAGGCCCAGGUUCCCAGGGUGAUCCUACCUGGACUUCAGGAGGCUCUGCUCCUGGUUGGCCAAGAUCCAAGUCUGCUGCACAGAGGCCCCCGUGCAUGUCCUUGACUUGCUUUCAGUUGAAUGUUUGUGCUGAAACAUGGGGCAGAGAGGAAUCCCACUUGGUGGCUUCUGGAUCCAUUCACAGCAGAAGACCAGCAGGUGUCUUUGUUGGAAAGAUAGGAACCACUCACUGAAAGCGCCUGGUCUGGUGACCACUCAGCUGUUGGGCAGGAUGGGAUCUGAGGAGCAUGGUCUCUUCUAGACUAGGUCUCUCAGUUGAGUCUGGGUAGGCUCCUCUCCUGGAGUGUGGUCUUCAUUGUUUCACCCUGCCUCUGGACAUAAGUAAGUGGGACUGAGCUGACCUUGUGGGAACUUAGGUGGUUAGCUUUUCUACUGUGGGGUGGUGAGGAGUGUGGGAGCCACUGGAGGACCAUGCCCAGAGGAGAUGUGUUGGUUGCAUUUUCAGGGUUGGAAGAGCCUCUGGAUUUAAAUUUCCAUCCCCCUCUGAUGAGAAAAGAGCUCUUUCAAGUUGCUGCCCAGGCAAUUUGCAGCCUGGCAAUCCUGCUCACACCCAUGGACAUGCAGAUAAGAACCUCAAGCUUAGGAUUUCCAGCCCUAAGUUCCCACUUUACUUUUCGCAGGGCACCUUUUUAAAAUAACCACUUGGGAGUCAAGCCCACAAGAUGUAAGUGACCUUUGCCCCAACCACCUUAUCAGAAGCCGGUACUUGCUACCCUGCUCUCUCUCCUGCACGCUUGAGACCUGAGACAGAGGACUGCCCUUCCCUUAUUUCAUUGCACACCCCCAACACGUUUCUGGGAUCUGUGAGCAAUAAAUCUCAUGAGUUU
This is a messenger RNA of Lutra lutra (Eurasian river otter), 3573 nucleotides long. It is a transcript of the gene AADACL3, whose product is annotated as arylacetamide deacetylase like 3. The transcript is spliced from 4 exons. The coding region runs from base 144 to 1364 and encodes 406 amino acids. Gene Ontology annotation, cellular component: membrane. Lineage: Eukaryota; Metazoa; Chordata; Mammalia; Carnivora; Mustelidae. Gene Ontology annotation, molecular function: carboxylic ester hydrolase activity. The record is from RefSeq and is a predicted model, not a curated record.